Messenger RNA from Lutra lutra (Eurasian river otter), 974 nucleotides. RefSeq names its product guanylate kinase 1 (gene GUK1). NCBI's taxonomy places the organism in Eukaryota, Metazoa, Chordata, Mammalia, Carnivora, Mustelidae. The transcript has 9 exons. Gene Ontology annotation, biological process: purine nucleotide metabolic process. Gene Ontology annotation, molecular function: GMP kinase activity. Gene Ontology annotation, cellular component: cytosol. The record is from RefSeq and is a predicted model, not a curated record. Bases 242 to 844 code for a protein of 200 amino acids.
CGGGCGCGGCGCUGUGACGUCGCCCCGCGGGCGGGAGGCGGCGGCGGCGGCGGCGGCGGCGCUCAUGCUGCGACGCCCGCUGGCCGGGCUGGCGGCGGCCGCCUUGGGCCGGGUCCCCACGGAUGGUAGACAUCUUCUCUGAGGACCAGAGACGUCAGUCUGGGCUGCUGGACACUGGCCAUCUGAUGUAACUGGAGCUGUCUGUUUACAGUGAGAGGGAGCGCCCUUCAUUCAUCCAGGGAUGUCAGGACCACGGCCUGUCGUGCUGAGUGGACCCUCAGGGGCCGGGAAGAGCACCCUGCUCAAGAGACUCCUGCAGGAGCAUGGCAGUGUCUUCGGGUUCAGCGUGUCCCAUACCACACGGGACCCACGGCCUGGAGAAGAGAAUGGCAAAGAUUACUACUUCGUGACCAGAGAAGUGAUGCAGCGGGACAUCGCCGCGGGCGACUUCAUUGAGCACGCCGAGUUCUCGGGGAACCUGUAUGGGACUAGCAAAGCAGCUGUGCGGGCUGUGCAGGCCAUGAACCGCAUCUGCGUGCUGGACGUGGACCUGCAGGGUGUGCGUAACAUCAAGAAGACGGACCUGCGGCCCAUCUACAUCUUCGUGCAGCCGCCCUCACUGGACGUCCUGGUGGGGGAGCAGCGGCUACGGCAGCGCAACACAGAGACAGAGGAGAGCUUGACCAAGCGUCUGGCUGCUGCUCGGGUGGACAUGGAGAGCAGCAAGGAGCAGGGCCUCUUCGACCUGGUCAUCAUCAACGACAACCUGGACACGGCCUACCGGACCUUGGAGGAGGCGCUCUCCGAGGAAAUCAAGAACGUUCAGAGGACCAGCUGCUCCUGAGAAGGACGCCCGUUGUGGACUCCCCUCAGCUUCCGCCCAGUUGGCCGAGGCUGGAGGACCCUGGCCUCCCCUUCCCCCUCUGCCAAGGAUCUGGGCCAGUGUCCUAAUAAAGAAUUGCUGGGUAACAGUG